AUGCGUCUCUCAUCACUGGACGACUCAGAUGCAUACUUCUCCAGAGGUCGACGGCCAUUGAAGUUCCUGCUUCAUUGCUUCUCUGCUACUGGCCAUGUCCUUCCAAUGCAGGCGGUUGCCAGGGAGCUUGUCGAACGUGGCCAUGAAGUCGUCUGGACAACAAUCGCAGCGCAGGAAGCGCGAGUAACCGCGUCAGGGGCGAAAUUUGUUGCGGCAGAAGCGGUGGCAAAAGUUGACGCCAACCUCGAUGGUGCGGAUCCGAAGGACAUGACUGAAACCGCCGAGGUCAUGUUCGCCGGCCGGGUUACAGCGCAGGUGUCCGACCUUCGUAAGGUGCUUGCAACAUUUAAGCCUGACUUCGUGGUCACGGAUGCAUUGCCACAGGGAGUGGCAGCGCUUUAUGAGCUUGGAGAAAUUCCCAAGUAUGCAACACUCGGCGUUGUUCCGCUCUACCACCCCGACAUUGGGCCAGAACCCAUUCAGCAUGCUGCACAGUCUGCAUUGGGAUUGCUCUUGAGCCGACCACAGCUAGUGCUUCCAGUGAUCAACCCGGAGAGGCAGAACCUGGGACUACCUCCCUUGAAGGUCACAGACGCGUACUCUUACAGUCCUUUUCUACACAUUCAGGCGUCGUGUCCCUCGUUGGAGUUCCAGGAAGGGCCUACUCCUGUCAUCCCGCAAGCGCAUUAUGUUGGCCCAUUGGUCGCCAAGUUGGGAAACUCGACUGCCCAUGUUCCUGAGUGGUGGGACGAGGUUGCCAACGCUUCAUGUGUAGUGGGCAUCACGCAAGGUACAUUUGCCAUGAACCCGACGUCACUCAUCAUCCCCGCCAUACAGGCGCUGCAAGAGGACGAGAGCCUCUUACUAGUGGUUCCAUCAAGACUUGCAGACGAAAUUCGAGCGCAAAUCAAGGUCAAAAACAAUGUUCGAAUCGCCGACUGGGUUCCCUAUGACUUGCUGCUUCCUCGUUGCCGCCUUCUUGUAACAAAUGGCGGUUAUGGAAGCGUAACGCAGGCUCUCUCACAUGGAGUUCCUCUCAUUUGCGCGGGAACUUCAGAAGAUAAGAAGGACACUGCUGCAAGAGUAUCGUGGGUUGGUGCGGGUAUUGACCUAAAGACCGAUAAUCCUUCAGUGUCUCAGGUCAAAGAAGCGGUUUACAGGGUUCUUCAGGAGUCCACUUACACAGAGAACGCAGUCAAGAUCGGAAAGGAGCUAAACAGUCAGGGUGGUGCAAAGAGAGCUUGCGAUUUGUUAGAAAAGGCAACAUUGGAGCUAAAUGCUGAAAAGUCGGCUUAG
This is a messenger RNA of Colletotrichum truncatum, 1296 nucleotides long. Its product is annotated as MGT family Glycosyltransferase. NCBI's taxonomy places the organism in Eukaryota, Fungi, Ascomycota, Sordariomycetes, Glomerellales, Glomerellaceae. Gene Ontology annotation, molecular function: UDP-glycosyltransferase activity. The record is from RefSeq and is a predicted model, not a curated record.